CUACCAAACGGUUUUUCUCAUCACAAGGUCCCAGUCUCUUCUACCCAUUUUCUCUUGAAACAAACAACCCAAACACUUCCACCUUCCACUCAAUUUUUUCACUCGAAAUGGCUCGUACCAAGCAGACCGCUCGGAAAUCCACCGGAGGAAAGGCGCCGAGGAAGCAGCUGGCGACGAAGGCCGCGAGGAAGUCGGCUCCGGCGACCGGAGGAGUGAAGAAGCCUCACCGAUUCAGGCCUGGAACUGUGGCUCUUAGAGAGAUCAGGAAGUACCAGAAGAGCACUGAGCUUCUGAUCAGGAAACUUCCAUUCCAGAGGCUGGUGAGAGAAAUCGCACAGGACUUCAAGACUGAUCUCCGAUUCCAGAGCAGCGCCGUCGCCGCUCUUCAGGAGGCUGCCGAGGCUUACUUGGUCGGUCUCUUUGAGGACACCAACCUCUGCGCAAUCCACGCCAAGAGAGUGACGAUCAUGCCCAAGGAUAUCCAGCUUGCUCGUAGGAUCAGGGGCGAGAGGGCUUAGAUUCCUGAUUGUCACUAUAUGGAUUGUGUUCUGGGGUUCUAAUAGCGGUGAAUUCUAAAUCUAUAGACGAUGUUUUGUGUGAUGAAAAUUAGAUCUAAAUUUUAUCUUUUGCUAAUUUGCAGUCUUGUAUUUUUCUAUUUCCCAGUUUUAGCGUUUGUAAAAUCCAUUGUAAAUUUAAUGGAUAAUUAUAUUUUCUCUUUUUUUUUU
Morus notabilis is the source of this 725-nucleotide messenger RNA. RefSeq names its product histone H3.2. The record is from RefSeq and is a predicted model, not a curated record. Gene Ontology annotation, cellular component: nucleosome. Gene Ontology annotation, molecular function: structural constituent of chromatin; protein heterodimerization activity; DNA binding. The transcript has a single exon. NCBI's taxonomy places the organism in Eukaryota, Viridiplantae, Streptophyta, Magnoliopsida, Rosales, Moraceae. Bases 108 to 518 code for a protein of 136 amino acids.